Messenger RNA from Phyllostomus discolor (pale spear-nosed bat), 1808 nucleotides. RefSeq names its product olfactory receptor 10AC1. The transcript has a single exon. The record is from RefSeq and is a predicted model, not a curated record. Bases 36 to 1013 code for a protein of 325 amino acids. Gene Ontology annotation, molecular function: G protein-coupled receptor activity; olfactory receptor activity. Gene Ontology annotation, cellular component: membrane. Gene Ontology annotation, biological process: G protein-coupled receptor signaling pathway. Lineage: Eukaryota; Metazoa; Chordata; Mammalia; Chiroptera; Phyllostomidae.
UUUCUCUCCCACAGUGCCUGUGGGCGGGCGGGUGCAUGGACAGCCCCAGCAACGCCACCGUGCCCCGAGGCUUCCUCCUUCAGGGCUUCUCUGAGUUCCCGCACCUGAGGCCUGUGCUCUUCCUACUGCUGCUGGCCGUGCACCUGGCCACCCUGAGCGGGAACCUGCUCAUCCUGGCGGCCGUGGCCUCUGUGCCCACCCGGCCGCCCAUGCUGCUGUUCUUAUGCCAGCUGUCAGCCAUCGAGCUCUGCUACACUCUGGUGGUGGUGCCCCGCUCCCUGGCCGACCUGGCCACCCCCAGCCAGGGCAGGGGCAGCCCCAUCUCCUUCCUGGGCUGUGCUGUGCAGAUGCAGAUGUUCGUGGCGCUGGGCGGGGCCGAGUGCUUCCUGCUGGCUGCCAUGGCCUAUGACCGCUAUGUGGCCAUCUGCCACCCACUGAGCUAUGCAGCUCUGGUGACCCCCGGGCUGUGCAUGCGACUCGCCCUGGCCUGCUGUCUUGGGGGGCUGGCAGUGUCUGUGGGGCUCACAGUGGCGGUCUUCCACCUUCCUUUCUGUGGCUCCCACUUGCUUGUGCAUUUCUUCUGUGACAUCACAGCGCUGCUGCAUCUGGCCUGCACACGGAGUUAUGUGGAUGAGCUGCCUCUGCUGGGUGCCUGCCUGGUGCUGCUGCUGCUGCCCUCCACACUCAUCCUGGCCUCCUAUGUCGCCAUUGUCACUGCCCUGCGCCGCCUGCGCUCCUCCACGGGCAGGCACAAAGCCGCCUCCACCUGUGCCUCACACCUGGCUGUCACCUUCCUGCACUAUGGCUGUGCCACCUUCAUGUAUGUGCGUCCCAAGUCCAGCUACUCCCCGAGGCAGGACCGCACCCUGGCACUCAUCUACACCAACAUCACCCCGCUGCUCUACCCGCUCAUCUACAGCCUGCGCAACCGGGAGAUCACCGCUGCCAUCCGCAGGGUGCUGGGGCGGUGGCGGCCGGGCCAGGCACAGGCGCACACUGUGCGUGAACCCUGAGAGCAGACGGGGCUAGGCCAGAGUGGACAGGUCCGCUCUGUCAAGGUCUGGGCACCAGGUGGUGUCAGCAUCAGCAAUGCCACCAGGGGGGACUCAAGGACCGCAUUCAGGAAAGAGAACCUGGAAACAUGUCCACAGAAGGACAGCCUCCCAGCAUCCUCCACUGUCCCAGGAGGAACAGCCAAAGACAGCGCCGCACAGACCCGAAACCUGCCUCCGGCGCCUCCACGAGCACCUGCUGAGUCCUUCCCACGCCCUGGGGCCUGCAGGACGCUGGGCUUGCAGCGAUGCACGGAGCCCAAGGCGUGGCCGCAGGGAGCUCCCAGGCAAGACAAGCACGGAUGUUCAAACGUGUUCGUGUCAGCACUCCAAGACUCAGCAAAAGGUUACAAGUUGUUCACACACCAACGUGGGGCCGACUAACACACUGUGGCUCAUCCCCAUAAUGGAAUCCUACGCAGCGGCCAAACAGAAGGAGAAGGAAGGGGCGGAGGAGGUGGACACGUCUCAUCACACAUGGAAGCAUCUCUCACACAUGGGAAACGAAAAAGCGAGGUGCGUAACAGUACGUAUUAAGGCGUCACCCUUGACUCUGGCCUUGUCCUUGCCGUGUCCGCUCCCGGAGGGCUCCUCCCGCGCACCUUCCACAGCCCGGCGCCCUGUCCCUCGGAUGCCAUCUGAACUUAAAGACUGACCGCUCACAGAAGAGGCCUGCACUGGUCGCCCUGUAUAACAUCACCUCUCUGCCUGCUUUCACAUCGUCACGCUUUAACUCUCAGGCAUCGCUCAUUACUG